AUGGCUCCCUCCCAUCGACGAAACAUUGGCGCCAGCCGGCGGAAGCGAAGGGACGAAGAAGGCGAAGAUGAGGGCUCGGUGAAUGGAGAACUGGAGGAUGACUCACUGAGUGAAGGAUCGGUCGGAACCCACCAGGACGAAGACGAUGACGAUGACGAUGCGGAUGGAGAAGUCAGCAACGGGAGCGAAGAUGAAGCUGCUCCUGGUUCCGGCCAAGCGGGCUACAAGAACAAUGGCACAGCCCAUGCAGGAGUGCGGGACACGGCCCAACAGGGCGACAAUAAGGCUGUCCCCGCAAAGAAGGGGCCUUCCACACAAGCCAUAUCGGAUACCGAGACGAUGAUGAAUGGGUUAAAGAUUUCUGAACACACGAGUGAUACGGCCGAGGUGCAUUAUGACGAGCUGGAAGGGUCUGACCGACAGACUGCUUCUGCAGAACCCAAGCGUGAGACAUUUGCGGAAAAGAAGCGCCGCGAAAAUGAGAAAUACGUCAAGGAGCGGGAUGAAAAUCCAGCCUUUGUGCCAACGCGAGGAAGCUUCUUUCUACACGACAAACGUUCAACGGACCCUGGCUCCAACGGCCACCGACCGUUCAACAAGUCAAAGACAAGACCAUACGGACUCAUCGUUGACGGGAACGUACGAAAGAAUCCACCCAAAUCAGAUGCUAGUGAAGGACAGUGGACUCAUGACCUUCAUGACACCGUUGCUGGGGACGACCGAUUUCCUUCCAAGUCUCCCGUCGUGUCUUCUACCGGCUCCCUCUCCGGUCUCUCCAAGCCCGUCCCGACCGCUCCUCGUUCUUCACCUCCCAACCGCUCAUUUUCCACAACGGUGUUGAUUGGAAAUGUGCCUGUUGUGGUUUCCCUGCCAGGCAUGGCCAACCCUAUUCCCUUCCCUGCCGUUCCUAAAAGACAAUACACCCGUCUGCCCCAGCAUCGGCCACCUUUACGGCGAGACAAACCGGUUCGGAUUUCCUUGCCUGGCCAACAGCCCAGGUAUAUCUAUCCUUCAACCGAACGUUCGUUCAUCUUCAUCCCUCGGGCAUUGCGUCCCAACCAGCAGGGAUUCCGUGGCCGGGGACGUGGUGGCUUCUAUAGCGGACGGCGCUCGAGUUUCUACGCGAACAGUGCCUACUCAGCCAGCGUCACCAUGAGUCGGAGAUCGUCGCUGGGCAUGCCCACGCCUCAGGAGGGAUUCCCUUCGCCGGCGGGCUCGGUCAUGUCCAGGCAAACCGUGGUCACGACGGAGAAUGGCAAACCAGUCGUCCGUCUUCCACCCCCCAGACCCCUUGGAGGCAUUGUACCCCCAGGCCCGGUCAAUGCGCCUGUUGUGGCAGGAAUCCCGCCUCCACUUCCUGCUGCCGCCCCUGUCCCAUUCGCUCAACCCCAACCACAAUACCCACCCUAUCGGGAAAGCCGCCCCGCGAUGAUUCCCAUGCACCAACCUCGCCCCCAGAAGGCCGUGUCUGUUGCUGACAUCGAGACUCCGGCAAAUCUGGGGUUCAACCCCCCGCAGCCUCAACAGGAACAGCCGUUCCACCAACAAGUCCCGAUGUCUGUCAACGGCCCAGUCUAUGGUCAUGACGCACCUGCUUCGCUGCAGGGGCCUCCUUCUAGCCAGGUUUCCGUGACGCCUCUGUCGCAUAUUCCCGACCGAGCUGUCCACGCCCAGCCGUUUCAACCCUACGGUUUCCAGCAGCCUCAGGGAUUCUAUCCGCCUUCCUUCCCUUCUGGUUCGAUGUAUUACCCCCUGCCCGGCACUGAAUACUCGCCCUAUACCCAUACGGCUGCCGGUCCGGGAGCCUCUGUCCCCCCCCCAUUUGCACCUCCGGGCCAGCAGGUGCCGUAUGUGGUGCCUGGUCCACCGCCCGCCGAGCAGGCUUCGCAGGCCGGCACGGUGGCACACGAGGCUGGCGGCACUGUCUAUUAUUAUGAUGCUUCUCAGAUGUACGGCAACCCGUCCUUCACCAUGUCUGCCUCGGGACCCGGCGGAGUUGUCGGUAUGGGUGGCAUGAUGACACCUCCUGGGACUACCUACUAUUAUCCUCAACCGCAGGGUGUCUUUUACUCGGCUCAGUAG
Molecule: messenger RNA, 2082 nt
Organism: Penicilliopsis zonata CBS 506.65
Lineage: Eukaryota; Fungi; Ascomycota; Eurotiomycetes; Eurotiales; Aspergillaceae
Exons: 2
Coding region: 1-2082 (693 amino acids)
Biological process (GO): mRNA processing
Cellular component (GO): exon-exon junction complex
Molecular function (GO): mRNA binding
Source: RefSeq, a predicted model, not a curated record